AUGACGCUCUCCAAGCACGUCAACGUCGAGGCACUGCUGCAAGCUGCAGAGGAUCAUCCUCACCUCGGUCUGCUCUCAGACACUGGCAGAAGCUCGAGAGCUUUCCACAACCUGCACUAUGGCAGGUAUCAAUCCCAUCCCAUUCCCAAGUACAAGCUGCCCGAGUCCGGCAUCGAUGGCUCAGCAGCUUACAACAUCAUCAAGGAUGAGCUCAGUCUGGAUGGAAAGCCCACGCUAAAUGUGAGUGAUGACAGGAAUGGUGCGCUCAUGCGGUGCUGAGCACUGCCAUUGCUCACUGUCCUGCUUUGUUCAUCUCACCGCAGCUGGCAUCGUUCGUGCACACUGCCAUGGACGAGCAUGCCACUCGUCUCAUGAGCGAGAAUGUCGGCGUCAAUCUGUGCGACCAAGACGAGUAUCCAGUGAGUCACCUUCAGUGCGCGCGCUCUUCGCGAUGACUUGGACGUGGACAUCAUGUGCCAGUCCUGGCUGACAACGCAAGUUUUGCCCUUUUUUUUUCCUUCUGCAGGCUACUAUGGCCAUUCAUGGACGCUGCAUCAGCAUGCUGGCAGACCUCUGGCACGCACCUCACGAGACUGAUGCAGAGGGCAAACAUAAAGCGGCACAGGGAGUAGCCACGACUGGAUCUUCAGAAGCGAUCAUGCUGGGAGUGCUUGCCAUGAAGAAGGUGUGGCAAGCCAAGCGCAAGGCUCAGGGCAAGAGCUUCAAAGAACCAGGACCCAAUCUCGUGUACGGAGCCAAUGCUCAAGUCGCCAUCGAAAAGGCUUCGAGGUACUUUGACAUUGAAGAGAGGCUCGUACCUACCAGCAAGGAGAGCCACUACCGCAUGGAUCCCACCAAGGCCAUCAACAUGGUCGAUGAGAAUACGAUUGGUGUGAUUGUCAUCCUCGGAAGCACCUACACUGGUGCUUACGAGCCCGUCGAUGAGAUGAGCAAGCUGCUGGACGAGUACGAGAGCAAGACGGGCAUUCACAUCCCCAUUCACGUCGACGCAGCCUCUGGUGGCUUCGUCGCUCCUUUCGCUCACCCUUCGCUUAAGUGGGACUUUAGCCUGCCUAGAGUCGUCUCCAUCAACACCUCUGGGCACAAGUUUGGCGGAGCAUACCCAGGUAUUGGAUGGAUUGUAUUGCGAAACGAAGAGGUGCUGCCAAAGGAGUUGGUCUUUGAGCUGCACUACCUGGGAAGUGUGGAGUACAGUUUCGGUCUCAACUUUUCUCGGCCUGCCGCACCCGUCAUUGCGCAAUAUUACAACCUGAUCCAGCGCGGAUUCGAAGGCUACAGGCUCGUGAUGGAGCAAGAUCUUCGCAAUGCUCGUUUGCUCUCUCGAGCGCUCGAGAACAGCUCUUACUACGAUGUUCUUUCCGACAUUCACAAGCCUGCAGGUGCGAUCGCUGGCGUGGCCAGCAAGGUCAGAAAAGCGGCUGGGGGUGAUGACAGCGCGGAGAAUUACGUCCCCGGCUUGCCAGUUGUUGCGUUCAAAUGGACGCAAGAGUUCCAGCAGCAGAAUCCGCACCUGGAGCAACGAUGGAUGCAAACGCUUCUUCGUGCCAAGGGCUGGAUCGUGCCGGUGAGUGGCGCAGCGCAAGGGCUUCUUGCGGUCUCUUGGCUAUCCCUGGCUGACCAUGUCGUCGUCCUCAUCUCUUCUUUCCCCCUUCCAGAACUACGAGCUGGCGCCAGACUGUCAGUCAAUUCAGAUCCUGCGUGUCGUGGUUCGCAGCAACUUGUCUGAAGACAUGAUCGACCAGCUGAUCACCGACAUCAUGUCCAUCACGGAGGACCUGGUCGACAGCAGCUCAGCCUCUGCACAUCUCGCCAAUGUGAUGAGCAAGCAGCAGCCUCCCCUGCAAUCUCAAGCUUCGGGCAACAACCCUCCCGCUGCCGCCGCCGCAGCCGCUGCUCAUGGCCACCAGCAUCAUCAUAAGCACAAGAAUAUCAGAAAGGAACCUCAUAGCCUUCCUGCUGGAAGUGGCAACGUGCCUACCGGCUACGCCAAACAGUGCUAA
Molecule: messenger RNA, 2021 nt
Organism: Ceraceosorus bombacis
Lineage: Eukaryota; Fungi; Basidiomycota; Exobasidiomycetes; Ceraceosorales; Ceraceosoraceae
Source: the annotation of a GenBank genome assembly